AUGGCUUCUACAGACCCCAAGAGCUCCUUUUUGGGCUCAAUCUCUCCUUGGAAUGUCUCUCGAGUGACAACACCAAAGCCCAAGGAAGACAACCCAGAUGCAAAGCGUAGGGAAGAACAUCUAAGGAAGUCAAGCGGUCAAGACCAUACACACAGCAACCGACCUCUGCCCAGUCCGAGACGCUAUCCCGCUGACUGCCCUCCGCUGAAAUCAAGAUGGUUCUACGCUGUCGAUGUGCCCAAAAGAAAGCCACUUUCUGGCGAGCAGAGUGCUGAUGGAGAGAGCAAGCCAGCUCCUGUUCCAAAGAAAUUUACUGCAUUCUCCGCUAGUGACUCAGCUUCGAUUGAAACUGCUUUCCAAAAACUUGCAGAUCCAGACCCAAGCCCCAAUAAUGCUGGUGAUCACGCUUCGCCCAAGGUAACUAGGGUACCUGUCAACGAAGACUAUCUUUUUGACGUAGUCAUCGAAAAGCGUGAGCUUGAACCAGCGUAUUGGCUUGGUCCGGUGUAUGAGGUUCGGCGUGGUAGCUGGUUCUUUCCUGAAGGCUCAGGUCUCAGACCAUGCGACGAGAAUCUUGCAAAUCAACUGGAAGAGGGUUAUCUGAAGAUAGCUCCAUGGCGCCAGACUGCAGGAGCCUCGAAUCGAUCGUCCAGCCAGCCGCGUUCCCGACCGGCUUCUAUGCUAGUAGAGAGCACUAAACAGUCCUCUAGCAGGUCUGAAAGUACAUCUCCUGUCACCAGAGGCUCACCUCAACUACUGCCCGCAGACUCAGGCAAGGUUGAUCAAGCUCCAAACAGCUAUCGCCUGUUCGGCACACACAUGAAUACGACCGUCUCAUAUCAGGAUAAAAACACAGCAUGGCUUGUGACCGAUGAUUUCAUGUCUCGAAUGAGCAGCACGCUGGUAGGAUACGGCAGAUUUGGUGGGUUCUCCGGUACCAAAGUUGUGCGAGGCUUUUCUCAAGCAAGUGAAACAAAGACGGUUGACGGGGCCCGAGGGUCUGAGGUUGACACAGCGGCUGCCGAGCGCAGGUCCCUCCCUGCUGAGACCUUAUCAAAGAUGGGUAACGAGAGAGACAAAGCCCUGGAGAAGGAAGAAGAAACCGCUGUACCUCCAAGGAGAAGUGCUCUGGAACGUCAGUUAUCUUCAUUGGCAGGAGCACCAGGCAACGAGAGUUCUGAGGACCUGGCGGAGGAAGCUCGCCAACAGGAAGAAAAAGAAAUGGAGGAUUACAAAGAGACUGAUGGCGAUGACCAAGGACGUUCAAUUGAACAUCUUGUGCUUGUGACCCAUGGCAUUGGGCAGAGGCUUGGAUUGCGACUUGACAGCAUCAAUUUCAUCCAUGAUGUGAACACAUUGAGAAAGACAAUGAAGGCCGUCUAUGCUAAUGCUCCUGAUCUGCAAGCUUUGAAUUCUCCACUCAAGGAUGCAAGGACUAACAGCCGCGUGAUAUGUCUUCCGAUAGUAUGGCGUCACCUACUCGACUUCCCCAAGCAGAGCGUCAGACAGAACAAGCAAGAAUUUGAUCUCGCUGAUGCGGAGGCAAUAGAUGAGGACGAUUACCCAAGCCUGUCUGAUAUCACAGUUGAUGGGGUACCGAGCGUGCGCAAUCUCAUAACAGACCUGGCAAUGGAUGUUCUUCUGUACCAAUCAGCAUACCGAGAGCAUAUUGCUGGGAUCGUACAGCGAGAGUGUAACAGGGUGUACAACCUAUUCAAAGAGCGCAAUCCAGAUUUCUCUGGCCGAGUGAGUCUUUGCGGGCAUUCCCUAGGUAGCGCUAUCGUCUUCGACAUCCUCUGCCGUCAGAGAGACGCCGCGAAUGUUCGUUCCCACAAUCUUAACAAGACCUCGACAGAUAUAGAGCGUGAGAAAGGGAAUCUCCAGCUUGAUUUCAUCUGCGAGAAUUUCUUCGCUCUCGGCUCACCAAUUGCUCUAUUUCAGAUGUUGAAAGGAAGAACCAUUGCAGCUCGUCGCCGUAAUGACGAUAGUAAGCCUACACAUAGUCCCUUCGAUUCUGACCCAGAGAGCUUGUUUGCGAACGAUUCGAAGUAUACACACCAACAGAAGAGCGUUAUUCCUAUCAGCGUCUCAUCUCCAAAAUGCGACCAGCUCUUCAACAUAUUCCACCCCACAGAUCCAAUAUCGUACCGUAUCGAACCAUUGAUCUCCCCUGCUAUGGCAGCUCUAAAACCUCAACUGCUCCCCUACACCAAGAAAGGACUGUUCGGAACACCUGGAAUAGCAAAUAUCGGUGCUCUUGUGGGGCAGUCAGUGGGAUCGAUGUGGUCCAACUUUACCUCUGGGGUGGCAUCCAGUCUUCUGAACCGCAGUCUUGGCAUCACUGGCGAAGAGCAGGCUCUUUCUCAGGACAACAAGUUUCACGGCAACCUCGACAAAAAGAGCCAGCAGCAGAUUCAACCUGGAACUCAGAUGCCUAUAGCUGAUAGCAAGCGUCAACAGGCUUUGGCUGAUGCUACCUUGUCUGAGCCAUUGUCUGACCAUUUGCCAACACUCAUUGACUCGGAUAUGGAAACGCUGUAUGCUGGCUUUCAGAAGAGGCGCCUAUCACAGAAAUCAAGUGACACGAACCCGCUUGAGGCCCAAUCCGAUGAAGCUGAAGAGAAAGCCAAGAAAUUCAGACGCGAGGAGGCUAAGGUCAGGGCUUUGAAUGGAAAUGGUAGAGUCGAUUACAGUAUCCAGGAAGGUACUUUUGACAUCAGUCUGCUGGCAAGCAUUGCAAGUCACUUAAGCUACUGGGCCGAUGAAGAUGUGAAUCAUUUCAUGGUUGGGCAGAUGCUUUCAAGGAGCCGGAAGGAGGAAUAG
Molecule: messenger RNA, 2823 nt
Organism: Endocarpon pusillum Z07020
Lineage: Eukaryota; Fungi; Ascomycota; Eurotiomycetes; Verrucariales; Verrucariaceae
Exons: 1
Coding region: 1-2823 (940 amino acids)
Cellular component (GO): cytoplasm
Molecular function (GO): glycerophospholipase activity; metal ion binding
Source: RefSeq, a predicted model, not a curated record